Molecule: messenger RNA, 1298 nt
Organism: Pogonomyrmex barbatus (red harvester ant)
Lineage: Eukaryota; Metazoa; Arthropoda; Insecta; Hymenoptera; Formicidae
Product: cytochrome P450 4C1-like
Molecular function (GO): iron ion binding; heme binding; monooxygenase activity
Source: RefSeq, a predicted model, not a curated record
AAUACAUAUUUAAUAAUAUAAUAAAUAAAUAUUUUCUAGAUUUAAAAAAAAAGUAUAGUAGGCAAGAAUCGAAUUCAGGUCGACAGAUGGUACAAGGCUAAGCGCUCAAACUCUCCGAUCUUGGCGGAAUAAGCUUAAGCACGACCGGUCCAUCACGUUAUUUCAUUACUGGUAAUGCAUUCAUGUUCCAAGUUUCACAAGAAGAUCUCUGGAAGUUGCUGAUUACUCUUUUUGAUCAAUAUUACUCUAUCCUAAAAGUGUGGUUUUUCUUUACACCAUUUGUAGGUAUCCGUCAUCCUGAUGAUAUAGAGAUAAUAUUAGGGACAUCGAUACAUAUUGAAAAAAGUUUGAUUUACAACAACUUACAUCCUUGGUUAAACACCGGCCUUCUCACCAGUGGAGGUAACAAAUGGCACUCGCGACGGAAGAUAUUAACUCCCACAUUCCAUUUCGGUAUAUUACAGCAGUUUGCUGAUAUUUUGAUUACGGAAGGUGAAAACAUGGCAAACUCUUUAAAAAAUACGGGAGAUAUAAUUAUAAAAGAUUUGAUAUCGUUUAUUAGUGAACAUACGCUGAAUGCAUUAUGCGUAACUGCUAUGGGUAUUUCUUUGCAAAAAUUGGAUUCGUUUCAACAAGAAUAUCGAAAUGCAAUUCAUCAGAUAUCCGAACUCCUGACUUAUAGAGUAGUGAGAAUAUGGCUUUAUAACGAUUGGGUCUUCUCUUUAACGCCAAAAGGCAGACAACAGAAAAGAGUUUUAAAGGUAUUGCAUCGAUUUACUGAGGAGAUUAUUGCUGCAAGGAAACUUUAUCAUGAACAAAUCAAUGAGCGAUUGAAGAAUUGUAAUAAAAAUAUAUUAGUAGAGGGAGAUAAUGCAGAAACUGAUACAAUUAAAAAAAAGCGAUUGACUAUCGUGGAUUUAUUAAUAGCAGCAUCUCGAGAUGGUUAUUUAACUGAUUCAGAUAUUAAAGAGGAAAUAGAUACCUUUUUGGUUGGCGGUCAUGAUACUACAGCGAUGACUAUCAGCUAUGUUUUACUGUUAUUAGCUGAUCAUAAAGAUGUCCAGAAUCGUGUCAGAGAAGAAGUCAAUGCUGUAAUGCAUGAAAGUGAAGGGAAAUUUACUAUGCAAUCGCUGCAGAAGUUAUCAUAUUUAGAAAGAUGUAUAAAAGAAACAUUGCGUUUAUAUCCUGUCGUCUAUUUUAUAUCACGAGUUACUUCCACAGAUAUAAAAUUGCAAUCAUACUUAGUACCAGCUGGGACGACAUUGUUUAUUAGUAUUUACGGAGUCCAUAGAGAUCCG